This is a messenger RNA of Phytophthora infestans T30-4, 495 nucleotides long. RefSeq lists its product as uncharacterized. The record is from RefSeq and is a predicted model, not a curated record. The transcript is spliced from 2 exons. The coding region runs from base 1 to 495 and encodes 164 amino acids. Lineage: Eukaryota; Oomycota; Peronosporomycetes; Peronosporales; Peronosporaceae.
AUGGCUAUCGUUGCUGGGAUAGCUGCUCUGACUGUCUUCCCGUUACCGUUCGGCUUACUCGCUGUGGGACUACCCAAUGCCAUCUUGAUUUCAGCGUGCUUUAUCUACAUUUCGAGACCUCGAUGGAGAGCUGACCCCACCCUAUGGGAAGACGUCAAGCGACAGUUGUCGGUCUACAACUGCCUUGUAGCACUUACCUUCAUCUACCCGAUCUACAUUUUCGGAUUUGUCUCGCUUACUGGCGUUUACCAAGCGAUGUUCGUAAUGAUACUACCUAUUAUUCAAAUUGCAGCGAAGAAUUGGAUCAGUCGUCAACACACAGACAGCGAUCGCAAGCCCGAAAGCGUUGUUUUUAUUGUGGAGAUUUUUAACGCUCUUUACGUCACGAAUGCACUCAAUAACGCGUCGUCGUGGAAAACAACAGCAACGAUUAUAACCUUAGAUUUCUUGCAGAUUUGUGCAGGAUUUCGUGCACAUAGCAGCGCGAUUACUUGA